This is a messenger RNA of Phymastichus coffea, 1045 nucleotides long. RefSeq lists its product as uncharacterized. Bases 69 to 410 code for a protein of 113 amino acids. NCBI's taxonomy places the organism in Eukaryota, Metazoa, Arthropoda, Insecta, Hymenoptera, Eulophidae. The record is from RefSeq and is a predicted model, not a curated record. The transcript has 2 exons.
CUGCGGGAGAAAGCGACUCAUGCCCCGUCGCUGUACCAGCGCAGUACGAGGCAUCAUACGACAGCGCCAUGAAGAGAUACAACCACACUUGUCCACCUGAGGCCACUGCGUUGAUCGGCGAGAUGACGAACAACGGGGAGAGCCUAGAGGAUAUGUCGGAAAGUGUAGAUGAGCUGCGUGAAAAACUCGCGAACAUGAAGCGAUUGAUGGAGGAGCGCAAAGGCACGACCCUUGGCGAGAUAAGCGAUCGCAAGCGACGCAAACAGAACGCUGAGGUGAUCGACGGCAACUUCCUCUCUUGGAUUUUUGGCACCGUACUUGUUGUUAUUCUCAGUGUCAGCGUCUACGCUUUUUACAACCUCUAUUUCGCAGUGCUGAAAAAGUUCCCAUCCAAGCACACCGAGCUGUAAAAUCAAAUUAUUUUUAUUUGAUUUAAAUCCAAAGCAAACCAAAGUUCAAUAGAUUAUUUCAUUUUUCAACUUGAAAGUUAUAUAGAGCUUGCAAAUUGAUGUAAGCCGAUGGACUAUACCUUUGUCAAUACAUUAACACGUUGUUUCUAUUUUUAAAGACUGUUUUUUUUAUAACUUUAGCGCAGUUUUCUGCAAUACCUAAAAUGUUUUUAAACAUUUAAUUAGUUUAUCAAAGCGUUUGCUGUUGUAGAACUACUCACAGUUGAUUUUUAAUAAAUUCACCUUGCGAAUAAAAUAAUUAUAAAGAUAUGAAGAUGUAUACAUCUCUAAAUUUAUUUAUUUGCUCAAGUAUUAAAUAAUAAUUAUGAUAAUCAAUAAUAAUAUCACGAAACUACGUUUGUUUAUUUUUAAUGUAACUGGCAGUUGCCAUCUCAUAUUUAAUGCACUAAAAUUUCCUAUUGUAUCAGUCUUUAAGUAAACAUUUUUACUUUAAUAGAUACUUUCAUGAACUGUCAAUUAAGUCGUAAUUCAUAAAAGUAAUAUAAGAAUAUUUUGAUUUUCAUUAGCCGGAUAUCUUUACCAAUUUAUAAAUAAAAUUAUUACCAACAUAUGUUAUGCAAAAAGCAAAUGACUAU